Molecule: messenger RNA, 1429 nt
Organism: Zingiber officinale
Lineage: Eukaryota; Viridiplantae; Streptophyta; Magnoliopsida; Zingiberales; Zingiberaceae
Product: heat stress transcription factor B-4c-like
Exons: 2
Coding region: 365-1351 (328 amino acids)
Biological process (GO): regulation of transcription by RNA polymerase II
Cellular component (GO): nucleus
Molecular function (GO): DNA-binding transcription factor activity; RNA polymerase II cis-regulatory region sequence-specific DNA binding
Source: RefSeq, a predicted model, not a curated record
CAGCACAUUAGAUUCUAUGGCUGACGUGUCUCUGCCUCAUCGCAGCCUUUAAGCAUGCAGUGAAUCUAAAGACCAAUCAUAAUUGGGGUACAAAUUUAUGAGCUUCGGUAAGCAGUACAGAGCAGAGGUCGAGCUAUUUUGUGUGUUUGUGUGGAAAGGAAAGCAGGAAGGGAAGCGCAUGUCACGGGAUCAUCUCGAAAGCUGAAGCUAAAACCUCCAUGAAAACCCCGCCCCUUUCCUCAACUUUCCCCUUCUCCACUUUCCUUGAGGCCGACCGACACAUAUUCCUCCCGUCUUCUUCUUUCCUCGUCUCGAACUUCGAGGCGCCUCGAAGCCGCGUUAUUAAUAAUUAGACGGCGGAGCUAUGGCGCAGUACUCUGUUGUGCCCGCCAAAGUCAUGGAGAGGGGUUGGGAACGUGGUUGUGAGUCGGGAGGGGAAGUGGCCGAGGCGCACAAGCCUGUGCCGGCGCCGUUCCUGACGAAGACGUAUCAGCUGGUGGACGACUCGGAGACGGAUCACAUCGUUUCGUGGGGCGACGACAGGGUUUCUACUUUCGUGGUGUGGCGGCCGCCGGAGUUCGCUCGCGAUGUUCUUCCGAACUAUUUCAAGCACAAUAACUUUUCCAGCUUCGUCCGCCAGCUCAAUACUUACGGAUUUCGUAAGGUGGUGCCGGAGAGAUGGGAGUUUGCGAAUGAGUUCUUUAGGAAGGGGGAGAAGCACUUGCUCUGUGAAAUCCACCGCCGCAAGUCCUCCGCUUCGCCUUCUCUGUUUCCUCCGCUCUACGGCCACCAUUUCGACGACUACAGCCUCGCCGGCUCACCGGUGUGGCAGCAGGACGUCGCCGUCGCCGCUCCGCCGUCGCGUGUCCUCCUCCUAGGCGGCAACGACUUCGGCGCCGGCGCCAGCGGCGGGCAGCAGGCUGCGGUCGUGUUGGCGGAGGAGAACGAGAGAUUACGGCGGAGCAAUGUGACGCUGCUGUCGGAGCUAGCGCACAUGCAGAAGCUCUACAACGACAUCAUCUACUUCCUGCAGAACCACGUGCGGCCCGUCGCGCCCAGCUUCGCCCGACGGCCGAUAGCCGCCCCUCUCCACGGCUGCGGGAGCCCCACGUCGAGCAGCUCCCUCACGAUCGCGGAGGAGCUCUCUCCUCCUCCCCCGCCGCCGCCGCCCUUCCAACUCGACGAACACUGCGCCGGGGAGCCCAAGCUCUUCGGAGUCAAGCUCGGCGGACCAUAUUCUACUAAUGAGAGAAUGUUCCAUCUCCAUGAUCCACCGCCGCCAACUUCGCCCUCCACAAGACCGCGAUUGGUCGACUUAAGCCUCAACCUGACGUCGACAUCUUCUCGUUGAACACCACGACCAUUAAUCUCCGAUCCCGUAGGUCUUCUUGCAUUGAUCUCAAUCUCAAGCUCGGUUCUGUUCUUGUUA